AAAAGAAAAAGAAAAAUCGAAUUCGCCAUUGUAUUGAAUAAAUUUGAGCCACUGCAACGAAACGGUUUUCUGCCUCAGGUCUUGUGUGUAGUGUGUUUAUAGUGCGAGUGAUAUUUAUCUAAAACAAAAGUGCAAUAUUUAGUGAUUUCUAUUUCUUGUGUGAUAAUGGCAACGGCGUUUCUGCCGGCCCCAGUGUGAAUUGUUAAGACUUUAGUGCAGUGAACCCGAGGGCUCGCCGCCUCAAAAGUUAACCAACCACAAUGAAAAUGGUGUUGUCACAACGGCAGCGAGAGGAAUUAAAUAAAGCGAUCGCCGACUACUUGGGCAGCAAUGGGUACAACGACGCGCUGGAGGCGUUCAAAAAGGAAGCGGAAAUGACCGGCGAAAUGGACCGCAAGUUUGGCGGCCUCCUCGAAAAGAAGUGGACGUCCGUCAUCAGGCUGCAAAAGAAGGUGAUGGAACUGGAGUCGAAGCUGUCGGAGGCACAGAAGGAGUUCAUCGAAGGCGCUCCGACGCGCGCCAAGAGAACGCCCACCGAGUGGAUUCCGCGGCCUCCGGAGAAGUUCUUGCUGACCGGACACCGAGCUACUAUUACCAAGGUAAUAUUUCACCCAGUUUUCAGUUUGUUGGUAUCCUCGAGCGAGGAUGCUACAAUCAAAGUGUGGGACUUUGAGGGUGGCGAGUACGAACGAACCCUGAAGGGACACACUGACUCCGUUCAGGACAUAGCUUUCGAUCACCACGGAAAGUUACUUGUAUCUUGCAGCGCGGACAUGUCUAUCAAGCUGUGGGACUUCUCGCAGACGUACGAGUGCAUCAAGACGAUGCAGGGCCACGACCACAACGUAUCGUCCGUGGCGUUCUCGCCCAGCGGGGAUAUUGUGUACUCCGCCAGCCGCGAUAAGACUAUCAAGGCGUGGGAGGUGGCUACCGGGUACUGCGUGAAGACGUACAAGGGUCACCGCGAGUGGGUGCGCAUGGUGCGAGUGUCGGCGGACGGCGCGCUGCUCGCCUCCUGCUCCAACGACCAGACCGUGCGCAUAUGGAACGCCGACACCAACGAGUGCAAGAUGGAGCUGCGCGAGCACGAGCACGUGGUUGAGUGCGUCUCGUGGGCGCCGGACGCCGCCGCCGCCGCCAUCAACGAGGCCGCCGGCGGGGACAACCGCCGCGCCGCACACGUCGGACCGUUCUUAGCCAGCGGCUCCAGGGACAAGUCUGUUAAGAUCUGGGACGUCGGCACCGGUCAGUGCCUCGCCACGCUCGUGGGCCACGACAACUGGGUGCGCGGCGCGGCGUGGCACCCCGGCGGCCGGUACCUGCUCACCGCCAGCGAUGACAAGACGCUCCGCGUGUGGGACGUGGCCCACGCGCGGUGCCUCAAGACACUAUAUGCUCACCAGCACUUCGCCACCAGCCUCGAUUUUCACAAGAACUUGCCAUACGUCAUAUCUGGCAGCGUCGAUCAGACCGUCAAAGUUUGGGAGUGUCGCUAAGAGCAUUGCCAUUUUAGUUAACUUAAACUCACCGAUGAUAUCUUUAUCAUUUUCACAUUAAAGGAACUGCAACAGAUGAGAAAAUUGUAUGCGGUGUUUUUUGUUGUAACAAACAGAAGGUUAAACUUUAUGUAAGCAAGUCUGGGCAUUCUAAUUUUGAUGAAGGUUUUUUUAAUCACAAAAUAGUAGCACAAUUCUUUGCAAAUGUUUUGAUAGUGUUUUUUUUUAUCUAUAUUCUACUUGAGAUCAUAGUGAAUAGUGCCAUUGUAUCAAUUCAGAUUAAUAUCAAUAAUUACUACUUAUAUGCUGCUUAUUGUAAUCAGUAUAAACAUAUAACUGACUAAUUAUAAUGGCACAUCUUAAACGUUUCUAAUCAUACAGCUCAACUUUGCUUACAUAAUAGUCGGUGACACCUAUAGUUUUGAUAAUUUGUUGAUAUUGAUUCGUCCCACUCAUUGUCGUGAGUUGUUACGAUGUUGCUAUGUUCCGUUCACCAAUUGGACUCUUCAUCGCUUAUAGAAACACAUUCCAUGAAAACGCGAGUGCUCAUAGUUUAGUUGUGAUUAGUCAAAAUAUAUACUCAAAGAUUACGAAACUUAGUUAAUAUCAGUCUUUCGAAAGACGGUUAAAAAAUGGCAUAGCAAUCAUCAGGUACGUUCACACAAUGAGACGAGGAGUAAAAGCUGUGUUAUAAUUUAACAUUUCAUUAUUCUGUUUUAUUUUAUAGUUAUUUUUAUUAGUAGGAGCGUUUAGAUGUAACUUUAUUUGGUAUGAAUAGUUAAUAUAAUUUUCUUACGUCCACUCUAGAGGAACUCGUACCUUGUUUAUUGAUAAUUUAGUUUUAUUAAAUUUUAUAUAAAUGGGUAUUCAUGACAAGCUGGAAUUAGUUUUUGGAAGUUAUUUAUCAUCUGUGUUCUGUGCAUAAUGAUGCCUGUGGGUCUCCCGGGAGCUUCAUUAUGUGUGUUAGCUCGCGCCAACAUCAUCAAUGAUCGCCGUCUCGCUAAUUCUGUUCGUACCGACGAGUGGGCCUCGUGUAGAUUCAAAGAGACUUAUUUUAAGUUUUGUUUGAUUCAAAACUUUAACUAUAAGUUAGAGUGUUAUAUUUUAAAAGGAUUUUUUACUAUUUAUUUAUAUCUGCAAUGUUUAAUGGAUGUCUCAAACGCCUGUUAGCUAGUACUCUGAAUUGCUAGUGAGCCGGUUCGCCGGAUCGGUUAAGUUACGCUGUCAUACCAGAGUUUUACGUAAACUGAAGUGUGUGAUAUAAUUAUUAAUAUUAUUAACGCUAUUCGUGGUAGCUACGCAAAGAAUUACCGAUGCUGUUUCUUUUUAGAUAUUUAUUAUAAAUCGAGGAGUUUGGUUGCCCGGUAUUCUCUAGGAUUAAUUGUAGGUGUAGUCGAGUAUUGUCAUACUAUUAGAAGCUUGCAGUGCUAGCGUAUGAAUAUGUUAGCUCAGAUUAUGGAGUAAACCUGGCAGAAAUGAAAAAUCAUAAGUGAAACUAUGCCAUCCUAGUAUAACUACUGUGCAUUCUUACUGGUUUAAUCUGUAUUCUGAGUGUGUAAAGUAUGUUUAUGAAGCCUUUCUACCGCACUGUGUUGCUAAAUUAUGAGUGAACUAAAUCAUCUAUUGCGGUAGAUGUAGGCGAUAUGCUUAAUCAGUGUAGUAUCCAAACGAUAUGAGGAGAUUAUAUUAUGAUUCAUAACAUAGGUAGGAAAGUCCUUUUGUUCGAUCCUCCUUGGUUAGUCAUAGAGUAAUUCUCAUUAUAAUUUGUACAAUGAUUUCAUAUUUAACUCACCUCGUUUGUAUGGUUCCUUUUUGUCUAUUUUUUUUCGUGUCUAUCGUUUGUACAUGUUAGUAACUUUGUGAAACAUUUGGAAGUACUACCUAUUAUAAUCUCCUUGUGAAUAUUUUAUAUGCAGUAGUUUAUGAUUUGAUGCUUGCGGAUUAUUGUAUGUCUAACAUAAUAUAAAAAUUAUUCAAUUAUAAAGUAAAUAGUAUCGCACUCAUGUUAAAGCUUACAUUUAACAGAAUCCUCAGGCUACAUAAACUCAUAUUAAAGUAUACCGAAACUUUUCAAUAGGAGGAUUUUGUGUAUUUAACCACUCAAACAUUGUAUUUUGUCUAAAUUUAUAUAGAACUACAUACCGGAACUUAAAUAGAAUUUGGUCUAAUAUUUUCUGUAAAUAAAUCAAAUAUGUAAUAAUUUAA
This is a messenger RNA of Aricia agestis (brown argus), 3701 nucleotides long. RefSeq names its product lissencephaly-1 homolog (gene Lis-1). NCBI's taxonomy places the organism in Eukaryota, Metazoa, Arthropoda, Insecta, Lepidoptera, Lycaenidae. Gene Ontology annotation, biological process: brain morphogenesis; germ cell development; retrograde axonal transport. Gene Ontology annotation, molecular function: dynein complex binding; microtubule plus-end binding. The record is from RefSeq and is a predicted model, not a curated record. Gene Ontology annotation, cellular component: cytoplasmic microtubule; microtubule associated complex; neuron projection. Bases 261 to 1496 code for a protein of 411 amino acids. The transcript has 10 exons.